AUGGAGGUGUCGGCGUCGGUGCGGCAGCUGUUCCAGUGGCACCUGCGCAAGUUCGACGCACAGCAUGCGCGCCACUUCUCCCUCGUCGAGUCGCCCGGCAUCACACCACUCUUCACGCUGUCGAUGGUGCACAUCUUCUCCAGCUUCUUCCUCUACCCGGCGCGGCGGGAGGGUGAUACCGGUGCUCAUGACAGAGCUCACCCAGAAGACGGAGACGAUGCAGCAGUGGCUGGACGUCAUGACGAAGAAGUCGCCCGCGGACGCGAUUGCAUGACGUGCGGCAAUGUCUCUGACACAAGUUGUGCUCUUCCCUGUGUGACUUCUGCUGUCAUCCUUUGCCCCGCAGCUGAUGCACGCCAUGCUGGAGCGCACGAGUCACAUCACGCACCAGAAGUGUGCGUGCAUCAGCAAAGAGGCGCCGCCGUUCGUGGAGGCCGCCAUGGCACGGAGGCACGUGAGGCGGAGGCGUUCCACAGCGAGCAGCUGAGCAUCCCCACGGAUUGCUGCGCCGCCCUUCUUAUUGUUCUGCUGGUGCUGUGCUUGACAUCGUAG
This is a messenger RNA of Trypanosoma grayi, 552 nucleotides long. RefSeq lists its product as hypothetical. The coding region runs from base 1 to 552 and encodes 183 amino acids. The record is from RefSeq and is a predicted model, not a curated record. NCBI's taxonomy places the organism in Eukaryota, Euglenozoa, Kinetoplastea, Trypanosomatida, Trypanosomatidae. The transcript has a single exon.